CUUAUCAUGUUCCAACAAUAUGAAAAUAAUGAUCUGUGCCGGGGGCGGGGCAGCAGUGGGUGAGAGAACAACACAUGGGGCAUCAUUAUGAGCGAGAGCGCACCAUGCAGAAGGAGGGAGAGCUGCGCCUGGACCGCACUCAACUCCUGACAAACAGGACACGCGUGACGGGACUAUAAUAGGAUGCAUAGAAGAUUAUUAUUUGAUCAUUUUUUAAGUUAGUUAUCUUGAGAUACACAUGAUCAACAGGCUGAAAACAGCCUCCAAAGGGCUACCAAGAAUCUUUCAUGCGCGCGUAACCACGUCGUCAGAUUUGUCCACUGGCUGCGGAGCUGCGCGUUUUUGAUGGACUCUUCACUCAUUAGAGGGCUGAAUGUGAAUCGAUGCCAACAUCCGACCAGUCCAGGAUAUAUAUAAAAGGCGCACACGGUCGGGAUGGAUUCGUUUAACGCCAGCGGAAUGGACGCGUUCACGGUGAUCCAUCUGAAUUCCUCCUGGAGUAGGGACAGUGGAUAUUCUUUGGCAGCGAUUGCCAGCAUUGCUGCCCUUGUAAGUUUCCUCAUUCUAUUCACCGUUGUUGGAAAUAUUCUGGUGGUUAUUGCGGUGUUGACAAGCAGGGCACUGAAAGCCCCGCAGAACCUCUUUCUGGUGUCUCUGGCCACCGCGGACAUCCUGGUCGCCACUUUGGUGAUGCCGUUUUCUCUGGCGAAUGAACUUAUGGGCUACUGGUAUUUUGGAAAAGUUUGGUGCGGUAUUUAUCUGGCUUUGGAUGUUUUGUUCUGCACUUCGUCUAUUGUUCAUCUGUGCGCAAUAAGCCUGGACCGCUACUGGUCCGUUACGCAGGCUGUAGAGUACAACCUGAAGCGGACUCCUAAACGCGUCAAGUGUAUAAUCUUAAUCGUGUGGCUUAUAUCUGCUUUCAUCUCCUCUCCACCUCUCAUAUCUAUAGACAGCAACAAUGAAAACAGCUCUAUGCCUCAGUGCGUGCUGAACGAUGACACUUGGUACAUACUCUCCUCCAGCAUCGCGUCCUUCUUCGCACCGUGCUUAAUCAUGAUCCUGGUGUAUAUCAGAAUAUACCAGGUGGCCAAAACCAGAACCAGAACCAUGUCGGGGAAAAAUGCAAGGCCAGAUGGUGUUACACAAACUGAGAAUGGAUUGAGCAAAGCCAACUCCCCUUUCCAUGGCGAGAAAGAGAACGGUCACUGUCAGUGCCCGCCUACGCCCAGCCAACGCACCGUCACCAUCGGGCAACAGACUGAGGAUGCAGACAUGGAGGAGAGCUCCUCCUCAGAGGGCAAAGGUCACAAACUCCAGCAGCAGGAGCAGCAGCAGCAGGACUCUCAGAGAGCCAAGAGGACCAGCCAAAAGAAAAACUCCCUCUCCAAACACUCCACUCGCAUCUCCAGAGUCAGUAACAAAUCCAUAGACCUCUUCACCUCCAGGAGGAAACGUCGCCGGAGCUCCUUGGCCAGGAAAAAGGUCUCACAAGCCAGAGAAAAGAGGUUUACAUUUGUCCUGGCUGUGGUCAUGGGGGUGUUUGUUGUGUGUUGGUUCCCCUUUUUCUUCAGCUACAGCCUGUACGGCGUGUGCAGGGACUCCUGUAAGAUCCCAGACCCGCUCUUUAAAUUCUUCUUCUGGAUUGGCUACUGUAACAGCUCCCUCAACCCUGCCAUCUACACCAUCUUCAACCGGGACUUCCGACGCGCCUUCCAGAAGAUCCUCUGCAAGUCGUGGAAAAAGUCCUUUUAGAUCUUACACAGAACUGCUGCACCACCGUGACAAUCUCUUUUGUCCAUUACUGGCAUCCGUCACUCACUGUCUCAUUGUCCUGUUGUAAGUGAAUCAUGGUAGCCAGAUACUGGGCAUCUCUACAAGGUUCAUACAGCAUGUUUCCAUUACAGGCUUUUUACAGACUUUCCCAGCCUGAUAAGUGGAUGCCACUGUUAUUUUCUCCUACAUGAGUGUGCUGUAAUGGUUUGUAGCACAUCAUCAUCAUUGAUCAAGCUCUCUACACAUCCACAAAACAUACCAUAUGGAUGGAUUUAUCUCCUGGUCCCCUCUUUAACCCAGUUUUUUUGUUCCACCCACUCUCUAGGCAAUUCUUUUCUCCGCCUCUUUGUGCUACUGUAGUAUGCUACUUGAUCUGCUGUGUGGAAAUUUUGAUUUCAUAUCAAUGUAGGAACAAGCAACAAGCAUUAAAACUGAGAUAAUGGGGUUUAUUCUGAGAAUAUAGCCUGAGUUAGAUUAGAAGAUUGAUACCGCCGCCAUGCCCUAAUUAGCUUAGCUUAGCAUAAAGACUGGAAACAGAGGGAAACCGCUAGCCUGACUCUCUCCUCCCAGCAUCUCUAAAGCUCACUUUAUAUCUGUGUUUGUACAAUGUGUAUAAUUACCGAAGCUUUAAAACAAUUUGCUGAUUUUGAGCUGCUUGGAUGCUGGUCUUGGCAGGGAUGAGUUGCUAGGCAACCAGUGACGACUUCAUGAAGGUAAUGAUCCUGUAAACGUGCAAAUUAUCGUUUUAACACGUCAGACUUUGUACAAAUGAAACAAACAUGAUGUAAUGGGUUCAUUUGUGAGCUUUAUAGGUGCUGGUAGGUGGAUUUUGUUAGCCAGGAUAGCAGUUUACAAUCUUUAUGCUAUAAACAUUGACGUUAUUAACGUUAAUUGUCCACUGGCUCCGGCUAAACUGGUCACUUGUACAG
Molecule: messenger RNA, 2702 nt
Organism: Larimichthys crocea (large yellow croaker)
Lineage: Eukaryota; Metazoa; Chordata; Actinopteri; Sciaenidae
Product: alpha-2 adrenergic receptor
Exons: 1
Coding region: 436-1752 (438 amino acids)
Biological process (GO): regulation of smooth muscle contraction; G protein-coupled receptor signaling pathway; platelet activation
Cellular component (GO): plasma membrane
Molecular function (GO): alpha2-adrenergic receptor activity; epinephrine binding
Source: RefSeq, a predicted model, not a curated record